UUAAAUCUUAGGAGAGAAUCUUUUCUGCUUUUUUUAUGGUAAAUGUUAUGCAAGAAGCAAGAACUUUGUGACCUUCAUCUCUUAAAUAACUUCAAAACUUUUUAUAUGCCCUAGUUUCGGAUUCUCAGUUUUCGGUAUCAGUAUCAUUAUUUUUUUUGCCCAAUCGAUGGAAUGACGCAACAGUGUAUUGAUGUCUGCGAAAUCAGUGGCUACAAAUUCGCGUUUUCAGAUAAAAUUCAAAGCUCUGAAAGUUAGGAGCUCCAAGACUAUCUGUGAAGAGCGUUUAGCAUGCCGAGGGAAAAAACCAUACGCUAUUUAUGAUUGUAAAUCUUGUGGUUCUCGACAGUGUCAAGAGUGUGAAGUUUUAUUGCAUGAAGAUUUCCGUUUAAAUUUGCAUGAUAGACAAUUAAUUAUUGGACCUCCUACCGAAGAUUUAUGUGAAGGGGAUUGUGAAGAUCAAAACUUUGCUGAUUUGACGUGUACUGUGUGUAAUCGCAAUUUUUGCCUCGUAUGUGAUCACAUAAAACAUUCUUCAGGCAAACAGAAUCAUUCCCGAAUAAAAUUCAACUCCCAAGCAGAAGAAUUUCUUUCUUGUGAGGACAUUCCAGAUGAUAUUUUACCACAUUUUAAUGAUGACCGUUUCGAUGUUGAACUCGAAGAUAUGCUUGCAUUAAAUGACAUGAUGUCCUUGAAUUCAACUUGCAAUGAUGCAUUACCUGAUUUAUUUCCAGAGCAUGAGAUAGAGUCUAAAUAUGGCUAUAACAAUAAUCAGAGAAAUUUACAAAAUUCUAAGAGCUUUCUUUUAAUAGAUGACAAGGAAUUGUUGCAGGUGAAUGAUACUGAAGAAUUUCUUGAAAAACUAGGUUGUGGGAAUAAAUGUUUGAAAGUUGUUUCUAUAUUCGGUAAUACCGGUGAUGGCAAAUCCUAUACUCUCAAUCAUACUUUUUUUGAAGGCAAAGAAAUAUUCCCAACUUCUGCUGCUCAAGAUUCUUGUACUGUUGGUGUAUGGGCAGCAUACUGCCCAACAAUGGAAAUCAUUGCUAUAGAUACUGAAGGAUUUUUAGGUCAAGCAUCAAAUCCGAACAAAAGAGCUAGAAUGUUAUUAAAAAUAUUGGCAAUAUCCGACAUAGUAGUUUAUAGAACACGGGCUGAACGCCUUCACAAUGAUAUGUUCUCAUUUCUUGGGGAUGCAUCGUCUGCAUACACAAGACAUUUUUCUCAAGAACUUGAAGAAGCUUGUACUAGAUGUAAUGUGGAUGGCCCCUUAUCUAUAUUAGGUCCUGCUGUGAUCAUCUUUCAUGAAACCCAGCAUACAGAAGUACUUUCAAAAAGUAAUAGCAAAGAACCAGAACUAUUUUUAAGAGAAAGAUUUCAAGAGCUAAAUUUAAAACUUGAUGCAUUCAGCAGUCUUCAGUAUUUAGGAACAUGCAGUAAUUCACAAACAACAGAUUUUGCUCAACUUCGGAAAAAGGUAGAAAAGCAUGUUAAGAAUUCAUCUGUUCGUGUUGCUAGGUCCCCAGGCAUCAUCUUUAAACUCUUGAAGGUUUUAAAUGAAAAAUUUUGUGGUAAAAUUGAUAAAACCAUUCCUAACACAUUUCCAGAUCAAUACUUUACGUGUUCUGCUUAUUGCAAGUCCUGCAAAUCUCGAUGUUUAAACAGUAUGAAUCAUGAUAAAGAAGGGAUCUCGCAUUUUUCAUCUAAAAAUUGCAUUUAUCAGCACCAAUAUGAAAAUAGAGUUUUUUUAUGUAAGAAUUGCUUUGAGCGAGGAGAGAAAAUUGAAGUCUAUCCACAGACGAAAGAAUCAAGUGAAUCUUCUUGGAUUGGAAUCGCAAAAUAUGCAUGGUCUGGAUAUGUAUUGGAGUGCGGUAAAUGUGGAGUGAUAUACCGAAGCAGGCAGUAUUGGUAUGGUAAUCAACAUCCUUGGGACACCUGUGUUAGAACUGAAAUCUGUCAUGUUUGGCCCGAACUUGACAGCAAAUCAAAUGAAAUAACAAAUACUGCUCAGUAUGUCAUAGACAAUUUAGCAACAGUUUCUGAUGUAGUCACAAAUAUAGGUGCUAAACCAACCAAGGUUAUCACUAGUUGGGUUGCUGAUCAGAUUGCUCCAUCGUAUUGGAUUCCAAAUUCAAGAAUAUCACAUUGUGGUCAAUGUGAAAAGGUUUUUGAAGAUUUGGAAACUAAGCAUCACUGUCGUGCCUGUGGCGGUGGGUUUUGUGAAAAUUGUGCAUCUAAAACUCGUAUUGUGCCAACUUGGGGCUCUUCUCCUGUUAGAGUGUGCGACAAAUGCUAUGAUGAAGUUCCCUUUUCAGAUAACUUCUCAAAUGCCCAAAGUUUACACAAUCCACCUGAAGUGACUGUUCGCAAAAUAGGUGAAGCUGUGCAUACUACAUUAGAAACAGUAGCAUCUGCUGUCAGUUUUCCCAUAGGAAUUAUAAAGGAUUCAGCUCGACCAACCUAUUGGGUUCCAGAUCACAUUCUGACGAAGUGUCAUGUUUGUAGUAAGCCUUUUGGCCCAAAAUUAUCCAAACAUCAUUGUCGUUCUUGUGGCGAAGGUGUUUGUGAUGAAUGUUCCACUUCACGAAAACCUGUUCCUGCAAGAGGAUGGAGUUAUGAUGUCAGAGUUUGCGAUACAUGCAUAAAAAACCCAGAAUUGGAUUAAACAGUUUCUGCAAAAAUCUUCAUUGCUACCUGAAGUUUUUUAAAAAAGAUUAUCUUGUAUCAUAGUAGAGUAUAUUUUAAACUGUGUGAGUUUAUGCUUGUGAUGAAACAAUUUCUCCUUUGAUGACAGGCACCUGCAAUGCAUAGAUUUCAUUCAGUAUGAAUUGUAUAAUUGUACAGAAUAUUACAUAGCAUGGUUUGUGCAUUUUAUCUAUUUUUAAAACUGAAAGAAAAAUUCAAAGAAUUGUAAAUAUUUUAAUUUUCUAUUACUUUUAUGACUUAUUUCUCACAUGAAUGCAAAUUAGAAUAUACAUCGUUCAAGAGAAAUAAAGUCAUUCUGAUUUGACUUUAAAGCGAAAAUUUCUAAAUUAUAUACGAAAAAAUCAUAAAUUAUGCAAAAUUUUUACAAUGAACCACUCAAUGGUUAGGCAGCCCUAGAAUCAAUUGUGACCGAAAUAUCUUAUUACUAUUUGCAGAGAUGGAUGAUUGAACACAGAAGGAUGUUCGCUAGUAUUAAGACUUUUAUUUAAAAAAAUAAUAAUGAAAAUGAACCAAAUUAAAUUAUGUUUAAGGAAAAAUAAAAUCAAGGUUUAUGAUAGAAUUAACUGUUGUAAUGUCAAAACUAUUCAAUAGCAAUGGCAAUUUAAUCUUUACUAAAAUGCUCUGAAAGUAAUAAUUUUCUGUGUCUAUUUGAGUAUGACCUUUUAAAUCAUUUAAUUGAAAUCAUGCAAUUAAAUAAUCUUCUCCGAAUCAUUCCUAACCCCUGAGAGAAAUAAUGAAGAAUGUGGGAAAUUUAGGAAACAUUCCUCAAGUUUCUUCGAGACAAUAAACUGUGGAAAAAUAUUUGACAUAACGAGGUUUUGAUUGAAAACUUUUUGACAUAAGAAUGAAAAAUGACAUUACGUAAAUGUGCAAAAUCAGGGGAAAAAAUAAUUUUCCAUCAUAUCAAGGUUUUCAAGAUAUAUAGAGUAUACUGUAUUUGAUUAUUUCCAGUUGACAGCUUAAUGAAGAAUCAUUUUUUUUUUUUAAUUUGGUGAAAUUCUCUAUAAAUUAACUUUAUUUUUAAAAAUCUGCAGUAUUUUCUUUAAAGUAAUAAAAAGGAUGUAAACUUUCAGUUAAAAUAAAUGAUUAUUAUAGUUGCUUGUAAUCUAGCUUCAAAGCAGCGGCAUAGCUAAAAUUUUGAGGUUGGUUCAUAACUAACCUUAUAUGUAUAAAUAUUUAUAUUUAUAUAUUAGGAUUUAAAAAAUAGCUUUGAACUAAGGUGACUUCUGGGGCUUAUGUUAAUGCCUCUGAUGAUAAAUCAAUUCUGCAACUUCCAAUUAUUAUAACUGUCAUUUAGUUAAAUUUUAAAAUAUCAAAUAUUAAAGUGUUAAUUUUGAGGAGAUUAUUUUAAUUUAAUGUGUGUCUAUUGGUGUAAAAAAAUUUAACUGCCUUUUAAUAGUUGUCAGCCUACAUUUUUGAAGGAAAAAAAAUCUGGUGGCUAAAUGAAUUAAAAUUACUGAUGUCAAACAUAUAUAAUGACGAAAAGAGGCAAAGUAUGCUGAAAUUAAUGAAAUGUGUGAAGUUUUUACCAAGAGUUACCAGCACAAGUAUUUUCUCCAUAAAUCAGGAUUUAUCAACUGGUUGUGGUACCUGUUGUGAACCAAGAGUGUUUGUCACAUAGUUUCUGCAUCUAGUAAAAUUUUUAAGAAAAUCUAAAAUGAAAAAAAAAAAGGUAAGAAGAGCAACUAGUUUUUUUUAUGAAUAUUGUGGGGUUACAAGUAAAAUACACUAUCAAGUAACCCUACCCAAAUGUGAAUCACCAAUUUAAAUAAAACUUUGCACGUCGAUAGAACAUUUAAAAAAAUCCCUAUGAACAGUAUUUAAAAAUUUGAAAAAAAAAAAAAAAAACCAGUAUAAACUAAUUGCAAGGAAUGGCCCUUACAAGCAGUAUUUUCAAUCGAUAUUUGAAUUUUUGUUAUUAAAAUUUAAAAUAAAAUAAGAUAUUGUACACUCUAAUAUCCCAAUUUUCCAAUAAAUUUCACCCCGUUAAAUGUGUUGGCUGCUGAUUAAAAAAAAAUAUGUGUUAAAUGUUUUUAAGUGUUCUACCAAUGUGCUAAGUUUUAUUCCGAUCGGUGAUUCACAUCUAGGUAGGGUUACUUGUAAGUCAUUUUCAAAUUUUCUUAGCCAUAUAACUAUAACUGCGAUAUUCUUACUGGUGGAAAUCAAUGAACCAUAUCGUUUUUUAUUAAGUAUUUUUGUUAUUAUUAUUUUCGAAGUUUGGCAAUUAUAAGUACUCUAGCCAAGUAAUUUUUACAGGUGAAACACACAAAUGAAAAAUAAUGUUUUUUGUUGUAGUAUGUGUUUAUGUUGUGUUAAAAUGUUCUCUAAACUAUGCGUAAAUGCAACGUAACAGACAAGAGAAUGAUCUUCAAAUGUAAAGAAUUUGGUGGCAGAUAUAGUUGUUAUAGAUUGAAAAAUCGGUUGCCAUUAAUUGCCAGCUUUGUUUCCCUAGUUUAACUGGUGCAGUCUUAUUAAGUUUUAUUUUUGAUUAAAAAUAUAAGAGCAUUGUGCAGUUCAAGGGUUGAUUAUUACAUUUAAGCAGAUUUGUCUCUUUUUAUGGUUGGUGAUGAAUUAAAAUUAUACAACAUCAGAUUUUUUACUUCUAAAUUGACAAUAAUUAUAAUGUUCUGCUUCAGUUCUUGUGUAAUAUUGCUUUUAAAACUAAAUAAAAGAAUUAUAUUGCAGUA
Molecule: messenger RNA, 5387 nt
Organism: Uloborus diversus
Lineage: Eukaryota; Metazoa; Arthropoda; Arachnida; Araneae; Uloboridae
Product: zinc finger FYVE domain-containing protein 1-like
Exons: 12
Coding region: 191-2659 (822 amino acids)
Molecular function (GO): metal ion binding
Source: RefSeq, a predicted model, not a curated record